Molecule: messenger RNA, 1662 nt
Organism: Prunus armeniaca (apricot)
Lineage: Eukaryota; Viridiplantae; Streptophyta; Magnoliopsida; Rosales; Rosaceae
Source: the annotation of a GenBank genome assembly
AUGGAAGCAAAAACCUCUGUGUUUCUAGCAUUGGCAAUAUGCUCAUUGUUCAUCAAUUUGGCCCAAUGCAGCCAACUAAUCUACCAGGGCAAGUGGAAGCUGCUGAAGAGAAGCAUUGGAGUCUCAGCAAUGCACAUGGCAUUGUUACCAAAUGACAAAGUCAUCAUCUUUGACAGAACAGAUGCUGGUCCAUCCAACCUCACUCUUCCACAAGAGAAGUGCGCAAGAGUUCAUCAUCAAUCAGCUCAUGAAGCCACUGAUUGCUAUGCUCAUUCUGUUGAAUUCAACCCCGCAAACCGCGAUUUUCGACCGCUUACUAUAUCAACCGACACAUGGUGUUCUUCAGGUGCAUUGUCACAAGAUGGUGUGCUUAUACAAAGUGGAGGGUAUGAUGAUGGAUACAAAGUUGUUAGGUACUUCAAGCCCUGCUUAGACUGUGAUUGGAUUGAAGAACAAAAUGGCCUUAUUGUACCAAGAUGGUAUGCUUCCAAUCAAGUCUUACCAGAUGGAAGAAUCAUUAUUGUUGGUGGGAGAUUUCAGUUCAAUUAUGAGUUCAUCCCCAAAACCUCAACUAAUGACAAGAAGCUAUACCAACUUCCAUUCCUUGAAGAAACAAUGCACUUGCCAAAGGUACCCAACAAUUUGUACCCUUUUUUACACCUCUCAACUGAUGGGAAUCUCUUCAUUUUUGCAAACGACCGCGCAGUUCUUUUCGAUUAUGUGCAAAACAAAGUUGUUACAAAGUUUCCAGUCAUGCCAGGAGGUGUUUCGAGAAACUAUCCAAGCACAGGCUCAUCUGCCCUGCUUCCUAUUAGCCUUGUGGGAAAUAACAGCUCUCCAAGUGUUGAAGUUUUGGUCUGUGGAGGGACAUUUCCUGAUUCGAAUGUAAAGGCCAAUGCUGGCGUAUACAUGCCUGCAUCAAAAAGCUGUGGUAGAUUAAUAAUCACAGAAAAAAACCCAAAUUGGGAAAUGGAGGAAAUGCCCAUCAACAGAGUCAUGGGUGACAUGAUUUUGCUGCCAACAGGGGAUGUGCUGAUCAUAAAUGGUGCGGCUAGUGGAACCGCUGGUUGGGCAGUGGCAAGAGAACCGGUUCUGAACCCAGUUCUUUACAAACCAAACCAUGAAAAAACCAGCCGGUUUGAGCUAAUGAGCCCUACAACUAUACCUCGCUUGUAUCACUCAACAGCACAUUUGCUAUCUGAUGGGAGAGUUUUGGUUGGUGGCAGCAACCCAAAUGUGAACUACAAUUUCACUACUUUGUACCCUACGGAGCUCAGUCUAGAAGCAUUUUAUCCACCAUAUUUGAGUACAUCAUCAAGGUCCAGGCCAUCGAUAGAUUUGAUCAAACCGGGAGUGGAUCUUACUUACUUGCAGAAAUUUUACCUGGGAUUUAAGACAAAUUAUGUGCCGGACAAGAUUUACGUGACCAUGGUGGCUCCAUCAUUUACUACACAUUCUUUUGCCAUGAACCAGAGGGUGCUAGUUUUGGACUUCAGCCAAGUGGGGAAGAAUGGCAAUAUAUCUGGUUCUAAAGGCUACAUAAAUCUCGAGGGUUUUGCACCAGCAAGGCCUGAAUUGGCACCACCAGGAUAUUACUUAUUGUUUGUGGUGUGCGAUGGGAUACCAAGUAGAGGAAUGUGGGUUCGCGUUAAGAAGUUGUGA